Molecule: messenger RNA, 1943 nt
Organism: Salvia hispanica
Lineage: Eukaryota; Viridiplantae; Streptophyta; Magnoliopsida; Lamiales; Lamiaceae
Source: RefSeq, a predicted model, not a curated record
AACCACUAUAUAAACAACAACACACACACUCACACAACAACCAAACAUGGUGAGUUUGUUCUAUUAUUUCUUCCUCUUUCCCUUACUAGCCGUAUCCACCACCACCUCCUCCUCCGCGGCGGCCCUGCCACUAUCCACCGAGUCACGGUGGAUAGUGGACCAAUCAGGCCACCGCACGAAGCUGGCGUGCGUGAACUGGCCGUCGCAUCUGGAGGUGAUGGUGGCGGAGGGGCUGAGCAAGAAGCCGGCGGAGCAGAUAUCAUCGGAGAUUAUCGACUUAGGAUUCAACUGCGUUAGGCUAACUUGGCCACUCUUCUUGUUCACAAAUGACACAUUGGCUUCUCUUACAGUCAGACAAUCUUUCAAGAACCUCGGACUCUUCGAAGCCAUCGCAGGUUUACAAAUCAACAAUCCUUCCAUCAUUGAUCUCUCUCUCAUCAAUGCUUACAAGGCAGUGGUGGGCAGUCUUGCUAAGAAAAAUGUGAUGAUAAUCCUAGACAACCACACAAGUAAGCCUGGUUGGUGCUGCAGCAAUUUUGAUGGUAAUGGUUUCUUUGGAGAUGUGUAUUUCAACCCGGACCUCUGGAUCAAGGGCCUAACCCGGGUCGCCACCAUCUUCAACGACACCCCAAAUGUCGUCGCCAUGAGCUUGAGGAACGAGCUCCGCGGCUCUCGACAAAACGUCGAUGACUGGUACAGGUACAUGCAGAAAGGAGCAGAAGCAGUGCACGCAGCAAACCCGAAUGUUCUAGUCAUUCUAUCCGGGCUGAACUACGACAGGGACCUCUCGUUUCUUCUCAAGAAGCCCGUCAGCCUGAGUUUCUCGAAUAAGCUGGUGUUUGAGCUGCACUGGUAUGGCUUCUCGGAUGGGGAGGCGUGGGAGAAUGGGAACUUGAACCAAGUGUGUGGGGCACGGGUGGGUGAGACGAUGAGGAAGGCGGGUUUCCUUCUGGACCAAGGCUACCCCUUGUUCCUGAGUGAGUUCGGCGUUGACAUGAGGGGCACUAAUGUCAAUGACAAUAGGUACUUGAACUGCUUCAUGGGAUGGGCAGCUGAACUGGAUUUGGAUUGGGCACUAUGGGUUCUCACAGGUAGUUACUACUUGAGAGAAGGGGUAGUCGGAUUCGACGAAACUUACGGAGUUUACAACUGGAAUUGGUGUGGUGUCAGAAAUCAAACCAUUCUCCACAAGAUAUCAGCUCUCCAGUAUCCAUUUAAAGGGCCGGGCUAUUCAGAAGCGCGUCUCCACCAAGUGAUUUUCCAUCCUAUGACGGGGCUGUGUGUGAAGAGGCUGUCGUUGGUGGAUCCCCUCGUCUUAGGUCCAUGCUCUGAGGCCGAAUCGUGGACCUACACUCCCCAGAAAACCCUGACGAUAAAAGGAACAUAUUUCUGCCUUCAAGCAGACAAGUUAGGGAAACCUGCAAAACUCGGGGUAAUAUGCAGUUAUGCCAGUUCAAAAUGGGAAGCUAUCUCAGACUCUAAGAUGCAUCUAUCCUCGAAACUAAAAGAUGGUUACGAUGUAUGCUUGGACAUUGACUCGGACAACAACAUAGUCACAAAUAACUGCAAAUGCUUGGAUAAAAACAGCAGGUGUGAUCCAGGGAGUCAAUGGUUCAAGAUCAUAGACAGCACCAGAUGUGGAGCUGAUAAUAGCUUACCGGAGAUCAGCUCGAUUGUGAAGCUUAUAUCAAAGAAUCUUCUAGCAAGUUUCAGCUUAUGAACAAAUCAAACGACAUCCAUGAAACAUCCAGACAUGUUAUAGAGAUAACAAACUGACAGAGGAUGAUGAUGCUUCGCCCGUAGCAAGAAACUAAUAAUGAACUCACAUACCACAAAUACCUUACAUUCUUACUUAUUGUAUGAUUGCCAGAUUGCAAUCACAAAUAACUGCGGCUCCACAGAGCACCUUUCGAUUAUAAUAUAACCCUGAUUUUCUUUCUGCA